Messenger RNA from Daldinia caldariorum, 2916 nucleotides. RefSeq names its product TPR-like protein. Gene Ontology annotation, cellular component: post-mRNA release spliceosomal complex; Prp19 complex; U2-type catalytic step 2 spliceosome. The record is from RefSeq and is a predicted model, not a curated record. NCBI's taxonomy places the organism in Eukaryota, Fungi, Ascomycota, Sordariomycetes, Xylariales, Hypoxylaceae. The transcript is spliced from 3 exons. Gene Ontology annotation, biological process: mRNA splicing, via spliceosome; generation of catalytic spliceosome for first transesterification step. The coding region runs from base 95 to 2587 and encodes 830 amino acids. Gene Ontology annotation, molecular function: protein binding.
AUGCCCUGACUUUCUCAACUACACCGUCGAUUAGCAGAGAUUAUCUGCGAGCGAUCGCUUACCACGACAAUCGACGGGUUAUAAAACGGUCAAAAUGUCGCCCAAUGGCCUGAUCAAUGGUCUCCGAACUGCCCGACAACCAGACCUUCACCUCGUAUCAGAUGAAGAUGCCGUUUACGAACAAGAUAUUCUGAGAGAUCUAGGCAGUACGAAACCUUGGCUAGCUUAUAUUCAGUUCAAAUUCCAACAUGGCACCAUUCAGGAGCAGGCAUUCGUUCUCGAGAGGGCUUGUCUGCAAUUACCCCGAUCGUACAAGCUCUGGAAGAUCUACUUACAAUUUCGAACAAAGCAUGUCACAAAGCUGAAUGCCGCUGUUUUCGCCUCCGAGUACAAGAAAGUCAACGCCCUAUUCGAGCGAGCCCUAGUCCUGCUCAAUAAGAUGCCAAAGAUAUGGGAAAUGUACUUGAAAUUUUUACUAAAGCAGCCUCUCGUUACUCUUACUCGGCGCACGUUCGACCGAGCCCUCCGGGCCCUUCCCAUAACACAGCACAAUAGGAUAUGGGCCUUGUAUAGACCAUUUGCAAACUCGGCCUCGGGCGAAACCGCGGUAAAGAUAUGGCGAAGGUAUAUGCAGGUUCAUCCCGAAGAUGCUGAGGAUUUCAUCGAGCUCCUAAUACAGGUCGGCCUUUACACCGAGGCUGCGAAGAAGUACAUUGACAUCCUCAACAACCCGCGCUUUAAUAGCAAGCAUAGCAAAGGCCACUACGAGCUCUGGAGCGAGAUGGUUGACCUACUUAUCGAUCAUGCCAACGAAGUAGAAACAGGCCACGAGACCGGCAUCGAUGUCGAACGUAUCAUCAGGAGUGGAAUCGACAGGUUUGACGACCAAAGAGGCAAGCUAUGGUACGGUUUAGCUACGUAUUGGGUCAGGAGAGGGAGCUUCGAACGCGCGCGAGAUAUCUACGAAGAAGGAAUUACAACCGUCAUGACCGUUCGAGAUUUUACUAUGAUCUUUGACAGCUAUGCCGAAUUUGAAGAGUCAAUCAUUGGUGCGCUGAUGGAAUUAGCAUCAAAACGAGCGGAUGAAGGCAAAGUUGACAGUGAUGCCGAUGCUGAUCUCGACCUUCGCAUGAUGCGAUUCGAACAGCUAAUGGAUCGACGACCAUUCCUUCUGAACGACGUCUUACUACGACAGAAUCCUAAUAGCGUUUCGGAAUGGGAGAAACGAGUAAUACUUUGGGGGGAUAACAAGGCUGAGGUCGUUCAGACAUAUACAGAUGCCAUUGCCGCGAUCAAUCCGAAGAAAGCCGUUGGACCGUUUCACGAAUUAUGGGCGAAUUAUGCCAAAUUCUACGAAAAGGGCGGCGAUAUCCGAAAUGCACGCAUCAUUAUGGAGAAAGCUGUCAAGGUUCCAUUCAAAUCUGUCGCCGAAUUGGCUGAUAUGUGGAUUGAGUGGGCCGAGAUGGAACUCCGCAACGAGAACUUUGAUGAAGCCGUUAAGAUUAUGGCAAAGGCCACGCAAGCUCCGAAGAGAUCUACUGUGGAUUAUUUCGAUGAGACUUUAUCGCCGCAACAAAGAGUACAUAAAAGUUGGAAGCUUUGGAGUUUCUACGUUGAUCUCGUUGAGAGUGUCGGCUCCCUGGAGGAGACGAAGAAGGUUUACGAGCGAAUAUUUGAACUUCGAAUUGCCACUCCGCAAACCGUCGUCAACUAUGCCAAUCUCAUGGAGGAGCACAAAUACUACGAAGAGUCCUUUAAGAUAUACGAGAGAGGACUGGACCUAUUUAGCUACCCGGUGGCUUUCGAACUAUGGAAUCUCUACUUGACCAAAGCGGUGGAUAGGAAGAUUGGGAUUGAGAGACUUCGAGAUCUCUUUGAGCAGGCAGUAGAAGAUUGCCCGCCCAAAUUUGCUAAAGUGUUGUAUCUUAUGUACGGUAAUCUAGAGGAGGAAAGGGGCUUAGCGAGGCACGCUAUGCGCAUCUACGAAAGAGCCACCCGCGCAGUCGCCGACGAAGACCGUGCAGAUAUGUUCAACUUCUAUAUUACCAAGUCGGCGUCUAAUUUCGGGUUGCCAUCCACAAGACCGAUCUACGAAAGGGCUAUUGCAGCUCUACCGGACGAAGAAGCACGAGAUAUGUGUCUGAAGUUUGCCGACAUGGAGAAACGCCUUGGCGAAAUCGAUCGGGCCCGCGCUAUCUACGGACAUGCAUCACAAUUCUGCGACCCCCGCACCAAUCCGGCAUUCUGGAGUAAGUGGGAACAGUUCGAGGUGCAGCACGGCAACGAAGAUACGUACAAGGAGAUGCUGCGUAUCAAGCGCAGUGUGCAAGCACAAUACAAUACGGAUGUCAAUUUCAUCGCGUCACAAGCUAUCGCACGUGCGAAUCAAGCACGGGCGGGGUCAGAAGCGGCGAACGGAGGAGACCCUGAAGUUGCAGAUGCGAUGGAACAGCUAGAACGGCAGGCCCGAGCGCCAGCAGGAUUCGUGGCGUCGAGCACGGGACUAGCGGGGACAAUAACGAAGGAACCGGUCGCAGCGCCCAGCAAUCCAGACGCCAUCGACAUCGACGGCAUGGACGAUGACUAGCAUAAAAACCAGCCUCUAGGAUGGGGUUUCCCCCCCGUUUGCUGUUUAGUUAACUUGGCAUUUUGACAUUUGGCAUAGGUGAAAGGAUAGGGCGGCUAGCAAUGCAGAUAUUUGCGUUGUAUUCCGUUUUGUGACGCGUCUUAUUUAUUUUUUCGGGGUUUUUUUUUAUUUGGGUGGUCCUACUUCUCUCUUUUGUUGUUUCCCCAGUGCGGUGCGAGAGUCGGAAAGAAGAAGCAAGACAAGAUACCUACUAGGUAAACAUACAUACAUAACGUACCUUACCUUACCUUACCUUACCAGCCUACUUACCUACACCCGUCUAUCUAGUU